AUGUCGCCAUUACAGAGUUCUUUCGCUGCUAUUGACCUGGAGAAGAAGCCGAACCCACCAAUUCAGAGUGACGAGACACCAAAGCCGCCCGUAACCACCACGUUUCCAAUCACGGCAUCCGAGGACAUCCCUAUCAAUAUUGAAGGUGAUUCCAAUCCAGUUCACCCCCUAUUACAAGAAGAAAGGCACGCUCGCUUUGCUGCGCGCGCCGGACUAGCAUCUCCUGGAUCGAGGAGUUCGCAAGAUUUGCCUCUGCGACAUUACUACAGUCAAGUAGACCUCGCUUCUUCCAAGCCUGGUCUGUCGGAACGUAACAAGGACACUCUAAAAACUCCCAAACGAUCGAGUUCACUUGUGUACACGCCCACACAUUUUACAAUAAUGCCAACAGGGACUCAAUCACCAGAACCGGGAACUAUACAUCCAACGUCGGAUCAACCUACUCUUAAUGCUUCCGCGAUUAAUUUGAUGCCUCGAAACAACAAUGUACCACCAGAAGCCGAGCUCGGUAUUCAUCCUGCGCACCGUUUGAAUGACCCCAAUUUUGCCACGACAAUGGCCCCGUCUCCUGGCCCUUCUACGAUCUCAUCAACAACCGAACAAGGCGCAACUCCUCAACCAAUAUCUACUGGCCCGUUGCACGCUAACUCUCCGCCGGCACGAUUCUCUCCAUCACCUAUUCCUCGGGUGCAAUCACCCAGCUCUGCCCGGUCUCGUCCUCCUGAUGGUCCACCUCCCCCGCCGCCUGUUCAGUCAGCGGAUUCAAGCGGGCAACCUAAAGUCUCUCACCCAACCCAAAUGCCCUUCUAUCUCAAUCCAGCUUCUUCCUCUGCACUCAUUGAUUUUCUCCAAAGCACGCCACCACCCUCGCCACCCCAUUCUGCCGCUCGCGCCGACACUGGCCCACCGGCAAAUACCAGCACCAGCAAUUUUUUCACCCAGCACUUUUCGAACCGUGGCAAUACUAGUAGUCCGCCUCCUCCUGGUCCUAGUGGACCACGCAUGGGUCCAUGGUCGGCUAGCACUAAUGAUCUGGCUAGCGGUAGAAUGAACGGAUCAAUGGGCACCCAACGGAAAGGUCUUGGCUGGAAAAAGAUGUUUAGUGGCCAUGCAAAGAGCACUAAAGAGCCAAAGGAAAGGUCAUCGAAGAAAAGAAUCAACUGGGGCAAGGAUACCACUGCAGAAGGCCUUAAUAACUUAGGGCUUACUAACGGAAAGACUGAAGACAGUAGAGAGAAAGACAGAGACGGCGGCUUCAUGGGAGUUGGCAAAGAUGGCGUCUGGAUAUCUCGGAGAAACUUCGUCCGGAACUGA
This is a messenger RNA of Bacidia gigantensis, 1314 nucleotides long. RefSeq lists its product as uncharacterized. The coding region runs from base 1 to 1314 and encodes 437 amino acids. The transcript has a single exon. The record is from RefSeq and is a predicted model, not a curated record. NCBI's taxonomy places the organism in Eukaryota, Fungi, Ascomycota, Lecanoromycetes, Lecanorales, Ramalinaceae.